UUGAGGGGUAGCAUUACAUUGGAAAAACCUCACGCCCCCCACUAAGGAAAUCAGUUAUACAAGCGAGUGGCAGACAUUGCAAAAACUGUCAAAUGCCACGACACGACGAAAACAAGAGAAUCUGGGCGACUGUGAGGGAUCGAGGAGAUGGGAAUUUAAAAUGCCGCUCUCACCCUUCAUGGGAAUUUGGCUGGCUCCUCCUCCUGCCAGCAGCAUCAGGCCAUUUCCUCACACGGAAGACAUGCUGCUUGGCUUAUGAUUGGGUUGACUCGUGAUUUCAGAGGGAGCCAAGCGGAAGGGCGGGAAUAGGCCCUUCUGGAACAUGAGAUCAGCACCGUCGUUCACUGGAGCCCGUACGGCGUUACAUAAGCGGGGGGCCGGGCUGUCGUUUGAGUAUUGGGUUGAGGAGGGCACACAACAUACCCGUUGUAGAGGGCUCAGCUCACGAUGCUGGCUGCCAAUGGAUGGUAAUGGAAUCUCGGCAGAAGGAUGAGGGUUGCGAUGGCAGGCAGAGAUCCCGAUUGCACUCCAUGUGUUCGGCAGGAACGGCCAGCACACGGAGUAGGUAUCAGCGUAUCGGCUGGUUGGCGACGUGAAAUACGGCGUAAAUUGCAGGGGCCUGUGGUGUUGUCGUAGCAUGAACCCGGGGCCAGACCUCGAUGGACCUCUCUACCCCUGCUCCUUCGAUCAUGCUUUGCUGGGGAAGCUCUCAAAACCUCAUCAGUCCACUUUUGACGCACCGUUUUACGGAUCCGUACGGGUACAGCAACAGCGACAGCAACAGCAACAGCGGGAGUGAACAAAGGACCAGCUUCCUCACCAACAAGUCUGCUGAAAACGCUGAAUCCCCGCGCUACUCAUUGGUUCAAGCAGGCCUUCUCAGCCUGUCGCGCUGUCUGUCUCUCCAUCAAGCGCACCAGACAGAGGCAGCGUAUUCAUAGAGAGAGUCCAGGCACGUUUGGGCUCUGUCUGUUAUUCUCCAACGUCGCUUUUCCCCGCGACACCCAGAGUCCACCGCUCGCCGUGCUUCCCACUCCCCAAAAAGUUACUUUUCUUAGUCAGUCUACCAGUUUCGAUUUUCGAUUUCGAUUUCGAUUUCGAUUUUCGAUUUGCAUGACCACCUGCCCGCCCGAGAUUUUCCAAAGUGCAGACCCUAUCCUAUCCUGUGCCCUCUCCUCGUCAAAAAUUCUUAGUUUGUCUAGGUUCUAGGUUGCUCACCACCGCGAGAUCGCUGCUUGAUUCGAGGUACUGCUGAGCGAAGAAAACUCGCCAACGGCAACAAGAAAACACGAAUCAACAAAGUAUCCAGGGCCAAGCUACCGCAUGCGACAGCACAUAUCAACUCACUUCUCCACUCAUUGCUAGGAACACGAGCGUUCGAACGAGUCUUUCAUCCCAUAAAACGGUCCAGAACGUCAAAAAGAACAGCAGGGAAGGUUCAUCCCGUCUUUGGAACAAGCAGUCAAUGGCCAGCUGCUUGGGAGCGUCUGGUAUCUAAAAGGAUCAACCCCUGUUUGGUUGUCCGUCUACGGCGUCUGUCGGUCGCGGUUGUAGGUGGCGGAACAUUGAUAGACUUUCCCGCCGCUCUCUCGUUCGUAGAUUGAGGUUGGUGCUGCGUGCGAGCUUGCCCGAGGAAAUCGCCCCUUUGGGCUACUGGGGGACUUCUGAUAUAGACCUGUCGCUCACUUGGGCAUGACGGGGAAUAGGACCGAGCAGUGUUUUCCUCUUCUCCCCACCACAAUUGUUUUGGAUUCACAGCAGUCUCCUCCUGUAUCUGCUCUCCCGCCAGCGCAGAUCCCCCCAGCCGCGACCUCGUCCCGGCGAGACAAUCCCGGACCGGUCGACUAUUUCUCUUACCAAGACGACAGCAGCGAGCAGUUUGACGAGACCGGGGCGACCAUCGACGAGGUUGUGAGUGAGUGGACGGCAUCCUCGAAUAGCAGCCGGCAUGAUUCCGACGUAUCAGCGCCAUUCUCCUUGACCCGAUUAUUGUUGGGUUUAGGUCCGCAAGUUUCAGCCGAUUUUGGAUUCUGGUCUCCCUCGUCGGCAGCGUCGUCCGAGCCACCCUCCAGGGCACCGCCAGGCGCCCUGGGAAAGAGGCUAUCCGGCGCGGAAUAUCGCCCAACCCGACCUUUAGGAUCUCCUCUGAAGAAGCCGCGCCUCACAUCGCUCCCGCCCAACCUGACCGGGAAGCCGCCCACUGCGAAUCCCAACCUUUUAUCUCCCCUAUUUUUCUCAAACUCGGCGAGGUGGACGAGAAUGAACCAUCCACCCGGAUUUGCAGAUCCCGAGGCAGCGGCGUCGAUGAUGGGAACUCAAGAGGGUCAGGAGGGCUUCACUACUUUGCGUCUUCCCAAGUCAGUUACUACCGCCAGUCCUUCGAGAUCGUCGGGCACCCCUGGGAGUUGGUCGUCUGCGGAGCAAUCGAACCCGUCACGGAGCCCUGAUGUCUGGCCGCCAUCUAAUAUCGCCGGAUUACUCCAAGGCAUAGGGGUUGUCGAGUUGCUGGAACAAGACGAACGGCCGACGUUUAUGAUCGACCUCAAUGAACCAGCAAAUUUCAGCCCUGGACAACUGCGUAUAAUAUAUGUCAAUGCGGCGCUCAAGGCGUCUACUGAGCUGCUGGAGCGUUUGCAGAACGAGACGUCUGUCGGGGGGCAUACUACUGAGUUUUCACACUUCAAAACCUGGGCUCUAACUCUUGUGCCGGACCGGCUUUCGCUCGAUGGAAGCACGGUUUCUCCCCCAUCGUGGGCGGGGAUGAACUGGUCAGCUUCCACCCUCCGACGUCGAUUUCGUGUGGUCCGUGGAAACGCCCAUCCUUUGGAGUCCAAGACGCCCACGCCACCCAGCUCCACGAAUCAACAGCAUCCAUGGGCUCAAAGCGGUCCUUGGACUGGCCGUGAUGUUUUCGCACCGAGAGAACGGGGUGAUUACUUUGGGCCCGGUGCCGAGUCCCAAUUUCGUUCUUACUCGGAGCCUCGGAGCAGAGCUGGUUCGAUUGCCGACACGGUGGUUCAGUCUGUCGACGACAUGGCGCUCGUGACGCCGCCCCCGCCCAUGUCUGCGCCCCUGCCUCAGCUGCAAACCAUCUUUGACUGGACUCGAAUACCGCUAGACGACCCAAAUCUUGGGCCUCAUCAUCAUUUUGCUCGAUCGGUCGAUUGGGGGUCAACCUCUUUGGGACCCGUGGAAACGUGGUCUAAUGACCUGCGCAUCAUGUCCAACAUGAUCAUGGGGAGUCCUCACCCUGCGGCGCUGUAUUGGGGCCCAGACUUUGUUGCCAUCUACAACGAAGCAUACAUUGCGCUCGCGGGUCAAAAGCACCCUCGGCUCAUGGGAAGCCGGUAUAAAGACGCUUGGUCGGAGAUAUGGGACAGCAUAGCGCCGGUUUUCGAGGCUGCCUGGAAUGACGGGCGGGCAACCAUGAAGCACGACGAUGGUCUUUUCAUCUCUCGCCACGGUUUCCUCGAGGAGACCUUCUUCAACUGGGCCAUCAUUCCUUUGGUUGGUAGCGACGGCACCGUGGUGGCACUAUACAAUCCUGCCUUUGAAAACACGCGGCGCAAAGUCAGCGAGCGCAGAAUGUUGACGCUGCGAGAGGUCGGUGUCAAGACGUCACAGGCCAGGGAUGUGAAGGGAUUCUGGAAACAGCUUCAAAAGGGUCUCGAAUACAACCCCUAUGAUGUCCCCUUUGCUCUCAUCUACUCGGUCAGUGAAGAUAGUGAGAGCGAGGUUGGGUCCAUGGCUUCCGGCAACCUCAGCCACCCCCCAGUAAUCAACCUGGAAGGUUCGAUUGGCGUUCCCGAAGGGCACCCUUGCGCUGUGCCCUCGAUAAACUUACGGUCAAGCGAUGAAGGGUUUGCCCACUACAUGCGCGAGUCGAUGGCCGAUCUAGCUAUGCCCGUCACCCUCAGUCUUGAAGACGGCACGUUUCCUGUUGAGCUCAUCCAGGGGCUUGACUGGCAGGGCUUUGGAGACCCAUGCACCACAAUUGUCAUCUUUCCAGUUCAUCCAACAACGUCGGUGGAUGCAGUGGUUGGCUUCAUCGUGUUGGGUAUCAACCCUCGACGACGCUACGACGACAACUACAAACUCUUUGUCAACUUGCUUUCACGCCAACUGGCAACGUCCAUGGCGUCUGUGGUCCUGUUCGAGGAAGAGAUCAAGCGUGGACAGAGAGCGGCCCGGUUGGCUGCGCUGGACCGCCAGGAACUUUCGAUGCAGUUACAUCUCCGUACUCAGGAAGCCGUCAAGAGCGAGUAUCGCUUCACUAGGAUGGCCGAGUUUGGACCAGUCGGUCUGUUCAUUGCCGAUGGUCAGGGCCAAAUAACCUUUGGAAACGAAUCGAUAUACCGGAUUUCAGGCAACGAACGGGCUACGAGCGGUCCAGAUUCGUGGAUGCACAGCAUUCGAGACGAGGAUAGGCCGGGCGUGGAGGAAGUUUGGCACAAACUUUUGGACGAAAAGGUGGCCGUGACGCAUGAGUUCAGAUUCCGGGGUUCCAAGCGGCUGAUUGACGGCCACUCGGUCGAUAUUUGGGCAUUGAUGAGCGCCUACCCCGAAAAAGACGAGUACGGCGAGCUCAAGAGCAUUUUUGGUUGCAUCACGGACAUCUCACAACAAAAAUGGGCCGAAGACUUUCAGAAACAGAGGCGAGACGAGGCGGUUGAACUGAAGCGACAGCAAGAAAAUUUCAUCGAUAUAACAAGUCAUGAGAUGCGGAAUCCUCUGAGCGCCAUCCUUCAAUGCGCCGAUGAAAUAUCGUCAAGUCUCAACGAGUUCAAGCACGGGAAUGGUCCAGUCGAACAAACUCUGGGCGAAUUGACAGUGCUUGUCGAAAGUUGUGUCGAGGCAGCAAACACCAUCUCGCUGUGCGCCAGCCACCAGAAACGAAUUGUUGACGACAUCUUGACGCUUUCGAAACUUGAUUCCAAUCUGCUGUUGGUUACUCCUGUCGAUGUACAGCCUAUCAUGGUGGUGCAAAAUGUGCUCAGGAUGUUUGAGGCUGAGCUCCAGUCCAACGACAUCACGGGGCAGUUUAUUAUUGAGGACUCGUACCGUGAUCUGGAGGUUGACUGGGUGAAGCUCGACCCGUCUCGCCUUCGCCAGGUGCUUAUUAAUCUAAUGACGAACGCCAUCAAAUUCACACAAGGACGGCCAACUCGCUCGAUCGUGAUCAAGCUUGGAGCAUCAAGGGAGGCGGAGAGAGAAAGCGGGCUCUCCUACAUCCCACCAAGGCACCCUGAUCAGAGAGAUCUUACUGAUGAGCCUGAUUGGGCUGAUGGAGAGAAGAUUCACUUGCAUCUUGCUGUGACGGACACCGGGCCAGGGCUGGACGACGAUGAAAAGAAGAUUCUGUUCCAGCGCUUCUCUCAGGCAAGCCCCAGAACACACGUUCAAUACGGCGGCUCUGGGCUUGGACUCUUCAUCUGCAGGAUACUGACCGAGCUGCAAGGCGGGCAGAUUGGUGUCUUUUCCGAAAAGGGUGAGGGCAGCACAUUUGCCUUUUACAUCAAGAGCCGAAAAUCCGAUCACCCCCAGGUCAACCUCUCAGCCGCCGCGCCGACACCCCGGCCGACACCGCCACGACAAAUGCACCACUCUCAUGAGCCGGCUCCACAGCCAGGACAAUCGACACCAGAACCAGAACCGAAGCCAAAACCAAUUACAAUGGUGCUUGAUGGGCCAGCCUUGGCUGGUGCAUUGCCCAAACCCGUCCGAGAACCCCAGAACAACUCGCCGUCGAUGGACAUCCUCAUCGUGGAGGACAACCUCGUGAACCAAAAGGUCCUACAACGACAGCUCCAGCGGUCAGGAAACAACACCCGCGUCGCCAACCACGGCGGCGAAGCUCUCAUUGAGCUCAGCAAAUCCCGUUUUUGGAACAAGGUAGCGGCCGCAGCAGAAAACGAGCACCCACCUCCCCCGCAAAGACAAGACUCUGAGAUUCUUCCUGAUGGUAUGGGAGACGUGAAAAUGGCCGACGAGGAGGACGAGGACAAUGACGACGACAAGGGCGAGCGCAACAUUUCGGUCAUUCUGAUGGACCUCGAAAUGCCCGUCAUGGACGGCAUGUCGUGCACGAGGGAGAUUAGGCGGCUGGAGAGAAAGGGGGUGCUGACGGGUCAUGUGCCGAUUAUUGCGGUGACGGCUUAUGCGCGGCCGGAGCAGAUUGAGAAUGCAAAGGCCGCUGGUGUUGACGACGUAAUAUCAAAGCCGUUCCGCCUGCAAGAGUUGCUGCCAAAGAUCGAGGAGCUGGUGGCAAAGUACAAGACUUUGCCUUGUGAGGCUUAAUUGUUGUUAAUGAUGAUAAAAGAAAUGGUACGGAUGGAUGAUUCCGGGAUAUUGUUUUUACGUUUGUGAUUGGGAUGGGGCGGGAAAGGGGCAAAUGAUAUAUGAUACCUACCUUUUUUUGCGGCUCAAGUUUUUUUUUUUUUUUUUUGGAAGGAUGGGAGGAAAGGAGUGGGAGGGAGGGUGAAUUUGGUUUACAGCGUUUCUUUUCUUUUGAGGCAUAAUUCUAUUUUUUACCAUUUUGGAGACAAGUUUUUUUUUUAAAAAAGAUUUUUUUUUUGGAGGUUUGGUUGGCUCUUAUGCUGGGGAGGAGAGGAGAGAGACGGUUGGAGGAUGAUGAUGUGUCGCGCUUUUAUUUCUUGCAAGAUGGUGGGGAAAGACUAAACGGGGGAGGGUAGGGAUUAUAGUUGUGCUCGGAUUUUGCACAUAUGUCAUGAACGGAGGGGAAGCCAAGUGGUAAUGUUUGGUUGGGUCUUUUGUACUGGGCCUGGUUUUCUGGAUAGUACCAGCAGGCAUGCAAUGGGAUCUGGUUGGGUAUGGACAGACAGCUGGGCAGGGUCUGGCUUCUUGGAUGCCUAUGAUACUUAUCAUAUGCAGAGUAAUGGGAAAGAAAAGGGAUUAAUUAGUGUAAUGGGGUGUUUUGGUGUUGUUUACUUCAUGUGAUGAGAUACCCAGAGAAGUUGGGCUAUGAGAUAGAAGAGAGACAUUUUCUAACUUUGAAUUGACAUGUAACGUAUCUACAAGAGUGUUGUGAGAUGAACAUGGAAAGUGCCAUACACCAAACAAGCACAUGUCCC
This is a messenger RNA of Podospora bellae-mahoneyi, 7091 nucleotides long. RefSeq lists its product as uncharacterized. Lineage: Eukaryota; Fungi; Ascomycota; Sordariomycetes; Sordariales; Podosporaceae. The coding region runs from base 1693 to 6297 and encodes 1534 amino acids. Gene Ontology annotation, biological process: phosphorelay signal transduction system; phosphorylation. The record is from RefSeq and is a predicted model, not a curated record. The transcript is spliced from 2 exons. Gene Ontology annotation, molecular function: phosphorelay sensor kinase activity.